Mugil cephalus (flathead mullet) is the source of this 5347-nucleotide messenger RNA. RefSeq names its product RAB44, member RAS oncogene family (gene rab44). The transcript has 8 exons. Bases 373 to 4374 code for a protein of 1333 amino acids. NCBI's taxonomy places the organism in Eukaryota, Metazoa, Chordata, Actinopteri, Mugiliformes, Mugilidae. The record is from RefSeq and is a predicted model, not a curated record. Gene Ontology annotation, molecular function: GTPase activity; GTP binding.
UGGGAAAAGAAGGAAAAUGGGGUCAAGUCGUAGAAAUAAAGGAAGGCAUCGUGUUAAUGAACCUCUGGAAGAAGAUUCCGAAAACACCAGGGCUGAUGAAGUCCUUGAAACAAUGAAAAUGCCAGAGACAAUGACCCAGGAAGAAUCAAGUCAAAGCAUAGAGUAUGAUGCUAACCAGUCUGUGACACUUGACAGCUCCAUGCUUUCAAUAUCUCCACCUGGUUUUUCUUCAGAUGUUCAGAACUCCAAAGUGUUUGAGAAAUCAAUGGAAGCAACUCUGGAAGGAUUAGAUACAUGUGACACUCUACAUAGUGAGGAAUUCAGAGCUGAUCUUCAUCCAGAAGAUGCUGAAAGGAGGCACCUGAAGAAGCUAUGCCAACAGACAUACAAGAAGGUUCCCAAACUGAUUACACAUCUGAAAGUGGGAUAGAUGAUGCCACAGAAAAAACUGAAAUUGUUUCUGAAACUUUAAUGGAUCAAACUGAAAUCAUUGACACUUACCAAUUUGAUCUGACAGUGAAAAGUGUUGAUGAUUCUUCAACCAAACAGGAAGUUUCAAAUUUGUAUGACCAACAGGGAAUAGAAAUCAGCUCAUGGAUUACUGAGGAUCAUCACAUGUAUGACACCCAGACACCACAGAUAAGUGGGACAGAAAUAGUCGAUACAGCACAAGUACAGGUAUAUGAGUUUGGAAGCACAGAAGAGGAUGAUCUAAGAACCACUGCUGAACAAACAUGUCAUCAGCAGAGGGAAGAACUCCUUUUUGAAACAGACGAUCGAAAAUCUCCUUUAAAAAUGUUUCAGUCAGAAACAAAGGCUGAUUUUGAUUCCCAACCUCAGGACAAUUCUGUAAUUGUAGAUGAACAAAGUGACGCUGGCUUCAACCAUGGUGGCAACAGCAGAAAAAUGGGAUUGAGUCGCAGAAAUAAAAGAAAAGAGUUUAAGGACCCCGUAUCUGAAUCAUAUCAUGAACUUGCAGCUGAAGCUGAUGGAAAUACGAGAAGUGAUGAGAGCAGCGAAAAAACAAACAUACUUAUAACAAAAGAGACAGAAGAGAAUGAAAAAUGUGCAGAAACUGUACUUAAAGGAAUGGGCACAUUUGAAACUUCUCAGACUGAAGAAGAAAAUGUACCUAUUAACCCAUUUGUUUGCACUUCUGGUUCCACUACUGCUAAUGUAUAUUCAAGUCCUACAAUAGAGCAACUGGUAAUUGAUCAGUCACAUUACAUGCAAGUACCAGAUGAAAAACUUUCCAUUUUGUGUUCUGUUACAGAUACAGAGAGCAAUGAAAGAGAUGAAUGUACAGACCAGUCAAGGCACACAGACACAGCUGAGAUAAUCACAGAAAGAAACAGCCUCAGGGAACAGACAGAGGUUGAAUGCCAUGUCGAGCAAGAAAAAUUUCCAUUGCCAAAAGAGGUGUUGGCUACAAAUGGAGAACAACAUGAGGUUUUCAAACUAUCUGAAGUCAGCGGAUCCCAGCUUUCAGAGGAUGUUGUAAAUAAAUUGUUUGACGAGCAGAUUGACUCAGCACAAAUGGAAGAAGUGCAUCAAAUUGAUUACACCUCAGCUAUGGAGAGCAAAUCUUCUCUACCAACACUGCCAUCAGCUCAUAUAGACUCCCAUCCUCAGAGCACCGAAGAUGAAACUCACACAGGCCUCAACCCAUCAAGGAACAGAAGAAAACUGGGGUCCAGCCGGAAAAUUAAAGGACGGCCACAACACUUAGAGGAUCCUGUUCUGAAAGCAUAUAACGAACCUGAAGAAGAAGUUAGAGAAAAUGCCAGUGGUGAUGAAGCCCCCAAAAUGACAAACAUGUCAUCACCAACAGAGACAGCAAGGCAGGAAGAAUUAAAAGACCUUAAAGAUGACAGUACAUUUGUGGCAACAGACAUUACUGAAAAUGUAAUUGAGCAUGCAGGAUACAGCACAGUUAAACCAGACUUGAUGCAAUCACCACUAGCCUCAGAUCAGAUAGAUAACAUGCACAGUAUUUUACAUCAUGAUGACACAGUUAUCUCAAGGUUGCGCGCAUCCACAGUGCUUGACCAAGAAGAAGCCUCUCAGGUCCAAAACACAGAACCUUUAUACUAUGACAAAGAUUCAGUGGGGGAACAAAUUCAAGUUCAACAAACAGAUGAUGUGAGAGAAACUGUGGGAUAUGUUGCAACAGAAGAAUUGUAUAUGGAAGCGGGGAGUUCAAUGGAUGUUCAAGGUCCUGGACAGGAUGAAGUGGGAGAAAAAUGUGAGGAGUCUACAGUCGUGGCACCAGAGCAAGCCGUCAGUGUGUCCUCUGAAGGUGCAAUUUCUACGGCAGUGGAUGCAUUUGACAACCGACAAGAAAACAGUCAUUCAGAUCACAGUGAAAAUUCACAAGUGCACUUCCAACAGAAGAGAAGAAAGAUGGGUUCAACCCGCAAGAGUCAAGUCAAAAAGAAGCAAGAGGAAGACACAGACAAGAAGGAUGAAACUAAACCAAGUGACUUUAACACAGAAGCUGGCGUAAGAAGUCUUGAUAAGAUGGAAGAGGUGGAGGAGUCACCAUUAACUUCAAUGGCGUUUCAGAACCAAGUAUUACAGGAUACUUUUAAUGAACAUCAACCAUCGGUCUCUGUUUAUAAUGAGGGGCAUGAGCUACAAAGCAGUUCUGCUGACCUGCAGAGCACAGAGUGUAAUGUGAUACCAGGCACGGAUAAUUUAAUGGUUCUUCUUCCUGAACAGUCUCGCUCUCACAAUGAGGAAGUUCUUAAUUCAGUCACAUUUCUUAAGCUGACUGAUAUAAAUGAUGGUGAAAUAAAUGUAGACAUCAGUUUGGAGUCAACACAGCCAGAUGACUUUACAGGCACCGAGAUGCAAAAAACCUCUAGAAGAAACAGACGCUCAGUGAAUCAGCUGCUUCCUGAAGAAACUGAGACAAUUGCAAAUACCAGCAUCACAGGAGAGAGCUCAGAGUCAUUUGGCGAGAGCGCUCAUAGCACAUUAAUAGAUGAGGGAGGACCACAGAGUGUACAGGUAAUACAAAACCAAGAUAGUGAUGAACAAAAUCCAAACAACAUGAAUGAAGGAGCUCCAAGAAGUCCAAAUCUAAAUUCAAUGCACAGGAGAAGAAAGAUGGGCUCCACCCGCAGAAACCUUGGAUCACGAACCCAAGGAGAAGAGUCGCUUCAAAAAGCGGAGGUGGUUAAUGAGGCAACCGAGGCCGUAACCAAUACCGGUGUUGUAACAACCGAGAGAGGCCCUGGACUUGAAGAAAAAGAGCUGCGCCUCCACUCUGAAUACAAAGACGAUGGCGCUGAGCAAAGAAAAGAGAAUGUAUUUGAAACGGUGGAAUAUGGCCAUGUUGGUGAGUCCCAGUUAAAGCCUCUGGUUCAGCAGGCAGCUGAAGAAAAGCCUGUUUCUCAAGACCAACCAGCACAAAGAGAGAAUGAACUGACUCCAAAUGAGCUCCCGUCCUCCUCUCCCAAACAAGAUACAAUGUCAGAAUCAACAUAUGGAGGGAGGAGAAGAAAAAUGGGAUCUCACCGGAAGUCACGCGGACAUCAACCCCAAGAAAACCAAAGAACUACAGAUAUAGAAGAUGGGAGCGAUGUCAGUAUCAAAGAGGAAAGUUCGAUCAAGGCAGCUGAGCAGGACAGAGACAAACCAUCGCAUCUGGAGAAGAUAUCAGAGGCUGAGGAAAGUGAAAAGAAACCGUCAUCCAAUGUCAACAUAUCAAGAGAGCACUCAGCACCUGUGAGGGAGAAUACUCCGAGCCAGUUGAACUUUUUGAAUUCAGGGGUUAAUGUCAGAGGGGCAGACUCCAGAUUAAGUAGUUACAACGUGGUAAUGAUUGGAGACAGCAGCGUCGGGAAAACCUCCUUCAUGAAAAGAGCUCAAAGUGGGAAGUUUUCUCUGGAUUUGCCCGCCUCUGUUGGUGUUGAUUCCUGCACAUGGAAUGUGGUAGUGGAUGGAAAACCUGUGGUGCUACACUUAUGGGAUACAGCAGGUCAAGAAAGGUUUCGCAGCAUCACAAGGCAGAUUUUCCACAGAGCGCAGGCCUUUCUCUUGAUGUACGACAUCACGUCCAUUCAGACGUUUUCUGCAGUCAGCUACUGGGCGAACUGUAUUCAGGAAGCUGCAAUGGAAAACGUGAUCGUUUUACUUCUCGGGAACAAGAGCGACCGUGUUCAGCGUCAGGUUAAACCUCACCAGGGGGAAAGUCUUGCUAAGGAGUACAACUUUGAAUUCAUGGAGUGCAGCGCUGCCACGGGUGAAAACGUGGUCCAGGCUUUGGAAGUUGUGGCCAGGAUGUUGAGUCAAAGAAUUGGCACAAGAGAGGAAGCCACGGUGUUGCCCAAGGAGCAGGGGCAGAAGAAAAGCUCGGGUUGUUGCUGAACAAACACGUGUGUUGAAAUCCUGCAAACACUGGACAUGCUGUUCUGGCUCCUUUAAUCCAGAGUAAUGCCAUUAAUUUCAUUUCAUGUUUUCAUGUACGCACACGUUGAGUAGUAAGUUAAGUUUCCUUUUUUUGUUGGGCCUAAAAGUUUCACAAGACGGGAAACCACAAAGGGAACUGUGCCUUUGUGUGUCUACUAGCUAGCCGGUGCAAUAGAAGUUAUUACAUACUGCACAGCAAAUUUAUUUAUUUUUUUGCACUCUUAUUUUUAUUAUUACAUGUUUUUUAUUUUUUUUCCUUUCCGAAAUAUAAAAUCCUAUAUUUGUGUGAACUAAAUUAUCACGCAAGUCCCUAUUAGAGGGAUCUUAUUUCAGACUGAGAUGUGCUCAUUUCUUGAAGCUGUAACUAAUGUCACCUGGUAAACAGAAGUUUUGAGUAUUUAAAGAACAGUUUCCACUGAUCGAAUGUCUUGGAUUGUACAUCUGCUAAAUGCUCUACAACGUCCGUUCUUUUCAGAGGGCUAAAUGUGGCUUUACUUUAACACAUAUAAUGUAACAGUGUAUAUAUAUCACUUUUUUUUAUAACACCUCUCAGGUGGUUGCAGAAUCUGACUUUAAUAUAUAUUUUUGAGGCUCCUUUAAGUUUUAAAGCAUGCGAGAGCAAAUCGUUCCAUUUUAAGUAGCUGUUUAGUACAGUGUCAGUCAGUAACAAUAUUAACUUUGUAAUUAUUUUGUGUGUUUACCAUCUGCUCUAAAUGAACAAUGCUGGCAUCCGUCCUUGCUGUUUUCAAGCUGCCAGAUGGUCAAAUAAAUGUCAUGCCUCUGUAAUUAAACAUAGUGAGGGCAGUAACGUGAUCAACGGGUUUUCAACAUGAAUGUGUUUUUUUACAUUACAACGUUACCUGUCGUCAAAUACCUUCAAGAAAAGUCUUACAGUGUGAUGCCCUGUGCUUAAUAAACCUCCACAACAACG